GCGAAAGCCCCAACCGCCACAUCAUGCACCGCACUCACUCACUCACUCAUUCACUCAUGUCGCUCUCGCCUCUCACUGAGUCACUCACUUGCUCCUUCACUCAUAACCGUGCAAACUCACCAUAUCGAACCCCACCCCCACGCUCUCGCGCGCUUCCGCCCGUGGCGCCGGCGUGGCGAUGUCUUCUCCGGCGCUCGGCGUGCGCAGCAUGUCUCUCGGGUUUCACAGCGCAGUGACCCUUAUCCGCGACUCGGUGCUGCUCACGUCCAUGUUCCUGCUCCUUGUCACGUUCGUCAUCAUCGGGUACCGUCUGCUCCUCCACCCCCUCGCUCGCGUCCCCGGGCCCAGGUUGGCGGCCAUUUCCAAUGUCUGGUACGCUUGGCAAGUUCGCAACGGGCGGAUGCUGAAGUUGGGUAAGACGCUGCACAAGCGCUACGGUCCGGCUGUGCGCGUUGGGCCGAACGAGGUCUGGUUCGAUUCUGCAGAUGCUUUCAAACACAUUUACCGUGCUGGCAGUGGCUACGAAAAAUCCGACUUUUACCUAUCUACUGCGCUGCAGAGGCCGGACAUCACUUACACCCCUCUGCCGACAUUUACAUCCCCCGAUACCCUCGACUUGCUCUCCGAGCGCGACACGCAGAGGUACCGCCUCCAACGUCGACUAAUAGGACCCCUCUACCAAACUGCACAUCUGAAGCGCCACGAACUAGCGCUCGAUGCCGUGCUGGAAAGGGUCGUCGCCACCCUCCGCUCACUAGACGGCGCCGAGGUCGACCUGAAGGAGUGGAUGCACAUCAUCGCGGUUGAGUCCCUCUCGGCUGUCGUUCUCUCCUGGUCGCCCAACUACCUCCGUGACAGGACGGACCACGCAUCCAGCAGCCACGGCUACAUGGGCUGGCGCCGUAAGUCCGUCUUUGGGCUCUUUCCCUUAGCCGUCCGGGCGGAGCUGCUCUCCAAGGCGCUCGGGCGCGCGUUUGCCAACAUCUGGCUCGUGACGUACAGGACGCCCCGGAACUUUAGGCCCUUCUUCACGGGCGUUUACAGGCAGGUCUCGCGGCGUGUGACGGCCGCCCUCGCGGGUAAGCCGGUCCCGAAGAACGACCGCAAGGACGACUUCCUCGCAGACCUGAUCCGGCUGCAUAAGGACAAGCCGGAGUUCUCCGAGGCAUACCUGCGCCGCAUGGCCAUCACCAACUUCGGCGCCGGUCACGAGACCAUGUGCUCAGCGCUGACGUCCAUCAUGGCCAUGAUCGGGUCCCACCCAGGUGUGCAGCGGAGAGCGACCGGGGAGGUGCGCUCCGCGGCCGUGGAUCCCAAGGUCUACGACCACGCCGUGCGUCUGGUCUACACCCAGGCAGCCAUCAAGGAGGCUCAACGGCUUUACCCCGUCCUCGGGAUGGCGCUGCCCCGCACGGUGCCCCCCGAAGGCCUCGCCGUCCACGGGCAGACGUUCCCGCCGGGGACGACCGUCGGGUGCAACCCCGUGUCUCUGCACAGGAACACGGCCAUCUUUGGGGACGACGCGGAAGAGUACAACCCGGACCGCUGGCUGGACGCGGAAAGAGACGUCAGGUCCAUGGAGCGUUUCAACCUCACCUGGGGCGGCGGCGGGAGGAUGUGUCCCGGGCGACACCUCGCCGAGCUGGUGGUGUACAAGACCAUCCCUGCUCUGCUGGAGCACUUUGACGUGGAGGUUGUCAUGCCCCCUGAAGAGGAGAUACAGUACUACUUCAUCGCGAUGCUUACGGGCGUGAGAGCCCGGUUCGUGGCGAAAAGCAAGAAGGAAUGAUACCAAUGGGUCAAGGUUGAUGUGCUUUAUGAGGUGAUUGAUGCGGAUGUUCUACCAUUAGGCCCCGAGGCAUGAGCUGAUACGGCAAUGAGAGAUGGGUCGAGAGCACCUUGAAGAACUGCACUUUUUAGCACGAGAAACGAGAAAAAUCAACAAAGAGUUAUUAAGGCAUUGAUAGAGUAGACAUGUUCGACGUUACCAAGACAUAGAACAAGCGUAAUCACCCC
Molecule: messenger RNA, 2016 nt
Organism: Colletotrichum navitas
Lineage: Eukaryota; Fungi; Ascomycota; Sordariomycetes; Glomerellales; Glomerellaceae
Product: cytochrome P450
Exons: 3
Coding region: 179-1789 (536 amino acids)
Molecular function (GO): heme binding; monooxygenase activity; oxidoreductase activity, acting on paired donors, with incorporation or reduction of molecular oxygen
Source: RefSeq, a predicted model, not a curated record